Messenger RNA from Hibiscus syriacus, 483 nucleotides. RefSeq names its product probable calcium-binding protein CML15. Gene Ontology annotation, molecular function: enzyme regulator activity; calcium ion binding. The record is from RefSeq and is a predicted model, not a curated record. Bases 1 to 483 code for a protein of 160 amino acids. Lineage: Eukaryota; Viridiplantae; Streptophyta; Magnoliopsida; Malvales; Malvaceae. The transcript has a single exon.
AUGGUGGCAUUGGAUGGUGAGCAACUCAAACAAUUAAAGGACAUUUUCUCAAGGUUCGACAUGGACUCUGACGGCAGCCUUACGAUGUUAGAGCUCGCCGCGCUGCUCCGGUCGCUAGGACUCCAGCCAACGGGGGAUCAACUCCAAGUCCUUUUAGCUCAUAUGGACUCUAAUGGCAAUGGUGCGGUCGAGUUCGAUGAAUUAACAAAUGCCAUUUUGCCUCAUAUGAAUGAGCAGAUAAUGGUAAAUCAAGAGCAGCUCAAGGAGCUUUUCACCUUGUUCGAUCGUGACGGCAACGGCUACAUCACCCCGGCCGAGCUUGCAGGUUGCAUGUCCAAAAUGGGCAACCGUUGUCGUAAAGAGCUAGCGGAGAUGAUCAGAGAGGCUGAUGCCGAUGGAGAUGGUGUCAUUAACUUCAAUGAAUUUUCUACUAUAAUGGCUAAGUCGGCCUUUGAUUUUCUCGGCAUCCGUUUAUCUUCGUAA